AUGUGCGCGGAUCGUAUCCCGUUUCGUGUCUUACAAGCAGGUAAUGAUGGCAUUGAUGCGGAUGAGGUUGGUGCCACGGAGGAUGUCAGGCUCAUGAUAGCAAGACCCACCAAGACGACGCGUCGUCGAGAUGGUACCAGAGCCAGCGGUCUCGUUUCCUCAUAUACGACUGGCUUGCAUGGUAGGGGUCAGCGUAGGCGCAGUCGACACCCGCGGAAGGUCAAAGAGGAAAGUGGUGCUUCGGACAAGGCUCCUGUUAGUCAGAAGCUUGAAAGGACCAAGGAAGUUGAUGACGAUCAGGUCGUCCUUCUACCCACUCCAGCUUUCGUUCAACAGGCUUCUGCUGCCAAGUGUAUUGGCGAAGUGGAUCACUUUGAAUGUCUUCAAUCACUGAUUUUUCCUAAGCUCAUUACCUUAUCCAAAUUCAAAACCGUUCUCUCGACUUUUACCUUAGCUUGUGAAGUUAAUAAAAAAGUGUUUUCUUGUUGCUUCGGCACCUUCUGA
This is a messenger RNA of Hydatigera taeniaeformis, 504 nucleotides long. The record is from the annotation of a GenBank genome assembly. NCBI's taxonomy places the organism in Eukaryota, Metazoa, Platyhelminthes, Cestoda, Cyclophyllidea, Taeniidae.